Polychytrium aggregatum is the source of this 565-nucleotide messenger RNA. RefSeq names its product bola protein. NCBI's taxonomy places the organism in Eukaryota, Fungi, Chytridiomycota, Chytridiomycetes, Polychytriales. The transcript has 5 exons. Bases 22 to 468 code for a protein of 148 amino acids. The record is from RefSeq and is a predicted model, not a curated record.
CACCACAGCACGCCCAAAGAAAUGCGGCUGCGCUUGGGCUUUCGUUUGAUGCGAGCCUUCACCGCUGUCAUGCUUCCGCUCCUGCGCCGGCUCGCAAGUCCAGGCCGAUCCUACACCACCAAGUCGUCGCUCUUCUUGCACAACUUCAUGAACACCACCACAGGAGGCCCGGUCUACACCCAGAUCCACCAAAAGCUGAACGACCAUCUCAGACCUUCGCAUCUGGAGAUCGUCGACGACAGCUCCAAGCACGCCGGCCAUGCGGCAAUGAAGGGCCUCAAGCCGAACGAGACCCACUUCCGAGUCUUGGUGGCAUCGGACGAGUUCAAGGGCAAGACUCUGCUUCAACGACAUAAGCUGGUCUACCAAAUCCUGGAUGACGAGCUCAAGGCCGGCGUGCACGCUCUCCAGAUUACUGCCAAGACGCCUGAUGAGUUCGAGCGAGCCAACAGCUUGCCAGCCGCCUGAUCGAUGCACGUCAAGCUUGCCGGUUUACUAUUCCAUGUCUGAUAUGUGGCCAGCCGGAGUGGUCCGUAGAUCUCCAAUAUAGAGCUGUUGGACGAGA